AUGGGGUCGGAGAAUCAUUAUCAGAUGAAUAUGGUGAAAGGGGAGUUCGGAUACGUACUCGAAGAUGUCCCAAAUUUCACCGAUUACAUCUCCGAUCUUCCUACUUAUCCUAAUCCACUACGAUCCAAUCCUGCAUAUUCAGUUGUUAAGCAGUAUUUUGUUGACAUCGAUGACACUGUCCCUCAAAAGAUUGUUGUUCACAAGGACACUCCAAGAGGGGUACAUUUUCGACGAGCUGGACCUCGUCAAAAGGUAUAUUUUGCAUCAGAUGAGGUGCAAGCUUGUCUUGUGACAUGUGGUGGUUUGUGUCCUGGGCUAAACACAGUGAUCAGGGAAAUUGUACAUAGCCUUGAUUGCAUGUAUGGUGUCAACAAAGUCCUCGGAAUUAAUGGAGGUUAUAGGGGUUUCUAUUCAAAAAAUACCAUUACUUUAACUCCAAAGACUGUUAAUGACAUACACAAGCGUGGUGGGACAAUCCUGGGAACAUCUCGAGGUGGCCAUGAUACCACAAAGAUUGUUGACAGCAUUCAGGACCGUGGAAUUAAUCAGGUUUAUAUAAUUGGUGGAGAUGGAACUCAGAAAGGAGCUGCUGCAAUCUAUGAGGAAAUCAGAAAGCGUGGUCUAAAGGUUGUCGUUGCUGGUAUCCCCAAGACAAUUGACAAUGACAUUCCGGUUAUUGACAAGUCAUUUGGUUUUGAUACUGCUGUAGAGGAGGCUCAACGUGCCAUCAAUGCUGCACAUGUUGAAGCUGAAAGUGCGGAGAAUGGCAUUGGUGUGGUGAAGCUAAUGGGUCGCUAUAGUGGAUUUAUUGCAAUGUAUGCUACUCUGGCUAGCCGAGAUGUUGACUGCUGUUUGAUUCCGGAAUCCCCCUUCUAUCUUGAAGGAGAAGGUGGACUUUUUGAAUACAUUGAGAGAUGUCUCAAAGAAAAUGGGCACAUGGUCAUUGUGAUAGCCGAAGGAGCAGGACAGGAGCUUCUUGCAGCCAAAAAUGAAGAGGAUGCUUCAGGGAACAGGCUACUUCAAGACAUUGGUUUGUGGAUUUCUCAAAAAAUCAAGGAUCAUUUUGCCAACAAACUUAAAAUGCUCCUUACACUAAAAUAUAUAGAUCCAACUUAUAUGAUUCGUGCUAUUCCAAGUAAUGCAUCUGACAGUGUAUACUGCACUCUCCUUGCUCAAAGUGCUGUUCAUGGAGCAAUGGCAGGGUACACGGGUUUCACUACCGGGCUUGUCAAUGGCCGGCAUACAUUUAUUCCUUUUAAUCGAAUUACUGAAAGGCAAAACAAGGUUGUCACAACUGACAGGAUGUGGGCAAGGCUUCUUUCUUCGACAAAUCAACCAAGCUUCAUCGGCCCUAAAGAAGCUGCUGAGAUCGGAAAGCAGAAAAAACCUACAACCCAGUUACUGGAUGAUGAGGAUGAUUGCACUGACGAGAGGGCAGGAACAUCUUUCAUGGUUACCAGUCUGAUAGGAUGCCUCAGCUGCGGGCAAUGA
Molecule: messenger RNA, 1491 nt
Organism: Fraxinus pennsylvanica
Lineage: Eukaryota; Viridiplantae; Streptophyta; Magnoliopsida; Lamiales; Oleaceae
Source: the annotation of a GenBank genome assembly